Molecule: messenger RNA, 234 nt
Organism: Symbiodinium pilosum
Lineage: Eukaryota; Dinophyceae; Suessiales; Symbiodiniaceae
Source: the annotation of a GenBank genome assembly
AUGCCCACUGGGGCGACGCUGUGUGCCCGGGCGACUAUGUACUUCUGCUGUCAGCUGGCUGACGGCCUUGGCUACUUGCACGAGAAAGGCAUCAUCCACAAGGAUCUGAAGCCGCCUAACCUGGUGCUCUCCAAGCCGAUUCCCGUUCGCGAUGCGCGCUUCGUCACAGCGCUCAGCUUGAGCCAUUGCUGCAUCAGGGCUGUAGGGAUUAAACAGGGAUUAAACAGGGAUUAA